UGCGGGAGAGCCAGUCCAUGUCAAUCCCUGGGGGUGUCUGAACAAUUGGAAAAAUGAAUGUUGUGUUGCUGAGCAUAAUCCUGGGCCUGAUCUCAGAGUCUGAUGCAGGAGAAAAGAUUCCCAUUAAGCUGGACUUUGAUAUUUCCAAGUUUGUAGGUCAGUGGUAUUUUGUAGGCAUUGGAAUGAAACCAGGUGAUGAUAUCUCAGAUAUUAUAAAUCCUGUCUAUGUAACACCAGAGAACUGCCACCUACAAGUUAAAUUUCUAAUCUUCAAGGAUGGGGAAUGUGUUUCAUAUAAAUUCGAGGCAAGAAGGACGUUAAUUGGAGGGAAUUUCCGAUUGUCUGAAGAGAAACAGUUGACUGUGAUGGACACAGAUUAUUCACACACUGCUAUAUACAUGACCAUCCAUAGGAAUAGAUAUGAAGUUCGUCAAUACAUAACCUACCUCAGUAGAACUCCAGAAGUAUCCAAGAGAGGCUUGGAGAUGUACCAGCGUCUUGUUGAUCUGGCAGGAUUAGAAAAUCACUCCCUGAUCCAAUUUAGGAAUAAGAGUCCGUGUAUCACCCAGUGAUGUGGUGAAAACAGAGCUCUCAUGCCCUGUGGAAUCUCCUUCAGCCAUUGUGAGAGAAGUAACAAUCCUGACUUCACUCUUCAGGCUCCUUCUCCUCCUUCCACCUCUUAAUUCUGACUCCUGCCAGGAAAUUCUGAUCCCCUCUUUCCCUCCCUCUUUGGCCUCUCUCUCCAUCCCCCCUCUCCAAGACACUCCCUGUAUGGGCUCCUUCUUACUUUUGCGAUGGGAUUUCCCUCUCAGGGCUAAAUAAAUUGAUCCAGUUUUCCUGUU
This is a messenger RNA of Tachyglossus aculeatus (Australian echidna), 842 nucleotides long. RefSeq names its product epididymal-specific lipocalin-5-like. Gene Ontology annotation, molecular function: small molecule binding. The transcript has 7 exons. NCBI's taxonomy places the organism in Eukaryota, Metazoa, Chordata, Mammalia, Monotremata, Tachyglossidae. The record is from RefSeq and is a predicted model, not a curated record. Bases 54 to 572 code for a protein of 172 amino acids.